AUGACGUGGUUAUCGAACUCAAUAACAGGGCUUGGCCUACUGUUUCUGGCACAUGCCUGUUACUCUGCACACGAGCAUUCUGCUCUCCAUUCCACAAGCACGGCCUCUAUAUCCUCAAUUGUAUCUCACGGCACAUCUGCUCCUACUGUUGCAUCUCUCCCUCUCGACAUAUCCCUCGAAACCAUAGUAGCCGUCUUUACCGUCUGCUUGGGCCUCGUCCUGGGCACACCCGAAUUACGCCCCAUACAAUGGCGCGUCUGGGCAGGCAAGAUUGAGCGGGAAGGGGAGAAAGGCUUCAUGAAUGGCGACGGACAAACGGAUAAGGACUACGUCGGGAACCCGUUCAAAGUGUUGGAGAGCAGGCCCGGUUUCAUAGAUAUCAGGAAACAAAGAAAGGAAUUUGCGGAGUGGGUGAGGGAAGGCGGAGGCACUUCUGCGGCCCCAAAAAGCUAG
Molecule: messenger RNA, 453 nt
Organism: Amorphotheca resinae ATCC 22711
Lineage: Eukaryota; Fungi; Ascomycota; Leotiomycetes; Helotiales; Amorphothecaceae
Exons: 2
Coding region: 1-453 (150 amino acids)
Biological process (GO): protein folding in endoplasmic reticulum
Cellular component (GO): EMC complex
Source: RefSeq, a predicted model, not a curated record